Cuscuta epithymum is the source of this 2059-nucleotide messenger RNA. Lineage: Eukaryota; Viridiplantae; Streptophyta; Magnoliopsida; Solanales; Convolvulaceae. The record is from the annotation of a GenBank genome assembly.
UAUUGCUUUAAAAAAAUUAUCAGUUCCUCCAUUCGGAAGAUGCAAUUCCGAAUCCCAGUUUUCAUACAGCCUCACUUCAUUCGGAAAGCCACCUUCGGAAUCCCGAGUUUUCAUACCCUAAUGGGAACUCCCGUGUUUUGGUAUGGCUUGUUGGAAACUCUCGUGGUUUCAUCAUUUCCUCUUGUCAAGGUAGGUACAUAUGGUAUUCUUGCAGCGCCCCGGGAGAUUCGGUUCUGUUUGCCGUCUGUUCCUCCAUUCGUGACGAUGAAGACUUGAAACACGCUUUCUUUGAUUGUGGUUUUCCUAUUUCCUUUUUACUUAUCUAAACGUCACCGUUUCAUUUAGUAGCAAACCCUUGUAUAAUUGAGACUGAAGAAUUCAAAAUUGAAGUAUACGUUAUUCAUUUAUUGUAUUUGUCAUUAUGUCCUUUACAUAAACUAGAUUCAUUGUAUAGGAAUUAUUUAUUUGCUCAUCUUAUUUUUAUGACCGUUGCAUGGUACUAUAAAACCCAUGCAUGGCUCACGUAUGAAAGGAUGAGAGAUUGCAUUAUUAUCUCAUUCUUUAUGUUCUCUUUCCUUCCUUUAUUUUCUAUUCUACUUCUUUAUAUUUUUCACAAUUAAUAUGGUAUCAGAUGAUGAAUCACCCACACCCCCACCCCUCCACACAACUACUGCCGUUACCUCUGCAGCCACCCACAUCCCAUUACAUCAUCCCUCCACUCAUGACACAGAUAGCCCGUAUUUCAUCCACCCUUCCGACAGCACCGGUGCCGCCUUGGUUGGUCACCUGCUCACCGGCCUAGAUGAUUACAAUGCUUGGUCUCUUGCCAUGAUAAUGGCUUUACGUGGCCGAAAUAAAUUUUCUUUUGUUGAUGGCUCUCUUCCCAUGCCUUCUCGUGACGACCCCAACCACGACCGAUGGCACCGGGUUAACAAUUUGGUCAUGUCAUGGAUCCUCCAUUCUAUUCAUGUCAACCUUGCUCACACCGUCCUUUAUGCUCCCGAUGCCGCCACAGUGUGGUCGGACCUCAAAGCUCGUUUCUCAACCUCUAGUGGACCUCGGAUUUAUGACCUUGAACGCCAAAUAUCUACCCUCAACCAACAUGACGACACUAUUGCCGUUUAUCACAAUAAACUCCAACGCCUUUGGAGUGAACUAACUCUUGCUGAUCCACCGCCCAAGUGCACUUGUGCCGCACGCACUCAAUAUGCCGCUCAACUUGACCGCCGCCGUCUCAUGCAAUUUCUUAUGGGUCUCCGUGAUACAUUCGCGGCAUCGCGUAGCCAACUUUUACUCACCACUAUCCUCCCUCCAGUCCAUCAAGCUUAUAAUUUACUUCUGCAAGAUGAGGCUCAACGUCUCCAGAGUCAGUCCUACCACACUGACACCACCUCCGCUCUCCUAGCUACACCGGCCACCCAAACCGGCAAAACCCAUAUAGCUCAUGCAAAUUCCAUCUCACGCAACUACUCACGUCCUAACUCCAACCGGUCUCGUUGUACUCACUGUGGCAUCCCUGGACACACACAACUAGUGUGCUACCGGUUGCAUGGAUAUCCACCCGGCCACAAAUAUUACAAGAAAGGAAAUACUCAUGGUGCUCCAACCGUCACCACCACCAAUCCCGCCCCUUCGACCUCCUCCGAUUCCAUUCAACAACUUCUCCGUCUUCUUCGGGAGGUAAAUGAACCAAAGGCCAAUCUUGUCGGACCUUUUGACGAAGGAGGAGAUUGGUCGGGGCCAUAGGAAACAUGGACUAUAUUUUCUAACGCUUCCACCCACACCGAGCACGCUUUUUGCCGCAUCCCCCACCACUUGGCACUCCCGCCUUGGCCAUCCGUCCUCUAAUGUCUUUAAAUUAUUAUCUCCAAUUCUUGGCUGUUCAAAUAAAUUACAUUUGUGUGAUAUAUGCCACUUGUCUAAACAGACUAGAUUGCCUUUUCCCAUUCGUAGCUCUUUUACUAAAAAUUGUUUUGAUCUAAUUCAUAUUGAUGUUUGGGGAAAAUACAAAAAUCCCACAAAUAAUGGUCACUAUUAUUUUUUAACCAUUGUUGAUGAU